Molecule: messenger RNA, 1116 nt
Organism: Lachnellula hyalina
Lineage: Eukaryota; Fungi; Ascomycota; Leotiomycetes; Helotiales; Lachnaceae
Gene: Acot8
Product: Acyl-coenzyme A thioesterase
Exons: 3
Biological process (GO): fatty acid catabolic process; acyl-CoA metabolic process
Cellular component (GO): peroxisomal matrix
Molecular function (GO): fatty acyl-CoA hydrolase activity
Source: RefSeq, a predicted model, not a curated record
CCAAGAAGGCCCAUUUCAGACCCCGCCAACAGCAUGGCAGAGAGAUCUACGCUCGUCAAGCCCAGACCUAUAGAUCCCUCGAAAGCACCAAUUGAGAAUGUCCUCGAGUUGACAGAACUCUCGGCCAUUGGGCCUGACAUGUUCACCAACACACGCCCUCUCUGGCAUCCCCCCGGAGCUCGCGGCAUCUACGGCGGCGCUGUAAUAGCCCAAUGUCUCUCGGCAGCUCAGCUUACCGUUCCCGCCAACUUCACAGUCCACAGCAUGCACUGCUACUUCGUGCUAGCAGGCGACUCCGAGAUACCAGUUAUGUACUACGUCGAGCACAUCCGCUCAGGCAAAUCCUUUGCUACACGAACCGUACAAGCAAAGCAAAGAGGCAAAGCAAUCUUUACAACCACAAUGUCCUUCGUGCGCGAAAAUAGCGGCGGUACAGAGACGGUAAAGCACGCGGUGCCGUUGCCUAAAGACCUGCAGCAACCGAAAGAUAUAGAUAUACCCGGGGAGGCGUCGUGGGCGGACGGGUCGAUAGCAGAAAGUCCGCUUCUAAGUCAACAGAUAAAAAUCCUGAAUGGUGAUUCGGAACACCCGCAUGAGAAACGGACACGGCAGUGGGUUAGAGCGCGGGGGAGGAUAAGUAACGCUGGAGGACACCAGGCCCAUCUCAGCGCGUUGGCAUAUAUGAGCGACAGCUAUUUCAUCGGAACGGUCACGAGGAUCCAUGAACUCUGGCGUUUUGGAUCGCCUACUAAUCUACCUCUUUCGUCGAAGGAUGACGAGAAAGGGGAUCUGGAAUCGGAUAUGAAACUCCGAGACACGUAUUUCAAGCGAGUAAAGGAGAAGCAGCUGCUGGAGGGAUUGGAGCCAGAUGUGACCAAUGAGAAAGGGAGACCGGAGGUAGGUAUGAUGGUUAGCCUGGAUCAUAGUAUUUACUUCCAUGAGCCUCGUCGGUUUAGGGCUGAUGAGUGGAUGCUUACGGAGAUGUCGAGUCCGUGGAGUGGGGACGGAAGGGGCGUCGUUACGCAGCAUAUGUUUGCUGCGGACGGUACCCUGAUUGCGACUUGUUUUCAAGAGGGCGUUGUGAGGUUAAAGGAGGAUCUGAAAUCGAAAAUAUGA